Molecule: messenger RNA, 793 nt
Organism: Phoenix dactylifera (date palm)
Lineage: Eukaryota; Viridiplantae; Streptophyta; Magnoliopsida; Arecales; Arecaceae
Product: large ribosomal subunit protein eL14z-like
Biological process (GO): translation; ribosomal large subunit biogenesis
Cellular component (GO): cytosolic large ribosomal subunit; ribosome
Molecular function (GO): RNA binding; structural constituent of ribosome
Source: RefSeq, a predicted model, not a curated record
AACCAGAGGGGUAUUAUUUUGUGCACUAGAUCUUGUGCCCUAGAUCGGACGGUCAGGGAACGAAAUAAAACCCCCAAGCACUCCCACCUCAACAGACCUCAAGCAGCGAGGAGAGUCCUUGAUCCAUCUCCUCCCGCGAACGCCGCAGCUCUUUUACUCUCACCAAAAUGCCGUUCAAGCGUUACGUGGAGAUCGGGAGGGUCGCUCUCGUCAACUAUGGGAAGGACUAUGGCAGGCUUGUCGUUAUCGUCGACGUUAUCGAUCAGAAUCGAGCUCUAGUUGAUGCCCCUGACAUGGUGCGAGGACAAAUGAAUUUCAAGAGGCUUUCCUUGACUGAUAUAAAGAUUGACAUUCCGAGACUUCCUAAAAAGAAGUCCCUAAUUGCUGCCAUGGAAGCUACUGAUGUGAAGAACAAAUGGGAGAACAGCUCAUGGGGAAGGAAGCUCAUUGUGCAGAAGAGGAGAGCUUCACUAAAUGACUUUGACAGGUUCAAGGUCAUGCUUGCAAGGAUCAAGAGGGGAGGUGCUAUCCAGCAAGAGCUUGCGAAACUUAAGAAGCAGAAUGCAUCUUGAGCUCCUUAUUGACAGCAAUUUUUUCCAAGUCUCUUUGGAAUGCACCAAUUAUUUUUUGUUCUGUCAUUAGGCAGUCCUGUUUGGCUGAUUUUUAAGAUGAAUUUUGAAUAGAGAGGUCUUGCCGAGAGUUUUAUGGAACAAGAUUAUUUAUUCGAAGUUUUUAUGGCUUCCCAUGCAAAAUUUUGCAAUUUAUUUCUCUAACAUGUGGCUUCUUAUUUGCA